Molecule: messenger RNA, 854 nt
Organism: Aphidius gifuensis
Lineage: Eukaryota; Metazoa; Arthropoda; Insecta; Hymenoptera; Braconidae
Gene: Tcs6
Product: EKC/KEOPS complex subunit LAGE3
Exons: 3
Coding region: 101-373 (90 amino acids)
Cellular component (GO): EKC/KEOPS complex
Source: RefSeq, a predicted model, not a curated record
UUAUUAUUUUCUUUUUUUUUUUGGAGCUUUAUUAUUAACAAAGUAAGAAAAUAAUUUAAUACAAACAAAAAAGAAGAUAAAAAUAAUUGAAGUAAUUGAGAUGAAUAAUCUUGAUGUAAAAAUAUCUGUACCAUUUCCAUCAUCUAGAGAGGCUGAUAUUGCUUAUCAGGUGUUAAAAGUUGACGCUGAACCAAAAAGAAGUGGAGUUAAAAAAAUUAUAUCUGUUGACAAUAAUAUUUUGAAGGUAAACUUUAUUGGUACUGAGGCGAGAAAAGUACGUGUUGGCUUAACAUCAUUUUUCGAUAAUUUAACACUUGUUUCUGAGACAAUGAAAGAAUUUGGACCACCAGAAUCAUCAUACAGCUAUUACUAAGUCAAAAUAAUAUCAACAAAAACAUCUUACAGCAUAAAUAAUACCUUUAGUCAAUUUUUUAUUAAUAAAUAAUCAUGUCAGAGCAUACACCAGCACCUUAUCGACCUCGUUCAGUCUAUGGUUAUGCCUUGUAUAUUGGAUCCAAUAUGAUGUUUUUUAUUUAUCUCGUUUGGGCAGUUAUACCAGAAGAUAUUUUACAUGAAAAAUUUGGUUUAACAUAUUGGCCUUUAAAAUAUUGGGCUGUUGCAAUACCAAUUUGGGCAUUAACAGCAACAGCAAUAUUUACAUUUAUUAUUUAUCCAGCAAUAAAUAUGCUCAUGACACCUGACAUUGAUGAUAUAAAAACCAUCAAAGAUCAAUAUUCACUUGUUCAAUGUGAAUAUAUUCCAGGUGGUAUUCCACCAGUUUCUGAUAUUCCAAUUACUGAUGUUUGUAGAAAAUUAUAUUUAAAACCUGUUAAUAAAACUUGAUUUUCUUAUAA